Ogataea haglerorum is the source of this 1791-nucleotide messenger RNA. RefSeq lists its product as uncharacterized. Gene Ontology annotation, biological process: DNA-templated transcription; positive regulation of transcription by RNA polymerase II. The coding region runs from base 1 to 1791 and encodes 596 amino acids. The record is from RefSeq and is a predicted model, not a curated record. The transcript is spliced from 2 exons. Gene Ontology annotation, molecular function: zinc ion binding; sequence-specific DNA binding; DNA-binding transcription factor activity, RNA polymerase II-specific. Lineage: Eukaryota; Fungi; Ascomycota; Pichiomycetes; Pichiales; Pichiaceae.
AUGGCCAAGGAGUUUGGGAAGCCCGUCAGUAACAACCCUAAAUGGCUCCCCACAAGAGAUGUGCCUAAAUGCCACCGGUGUCUAAAAGCCAACGUUGAAUGUAACAUUGAAGACGAGAUUGGAUACAGCUACAAAACAGUUCAGGGUUUGCUUGAACAAAUUGAACAAACUAGUAAAGAUAAGUUGAUUGAGAAUGCUGCAAAUGAGGUCGGCAGUCUAGUGGUAACAAAUGGGAUGAAUGCCGGAAAGUACAUAGGUGCAGCUACAGGCCUCAAUUUUGCCCGGUUAUUUCUCAAGCAGCUAAAUCUUAAUAACCAGUUGGUAAAAUCAAAGGCUAACGACUUUGAGAACUUUGACUCAGAAGCGACGCAGUCUUGUGCUGCGCUACCCUCACAGCGAUUGUCAAAACUACUAUUAUUAAAAUAUAUUGAUUCCCUACAAAUGUAUUACCCGAUUCAUGGUAUCCCUCAGCUGCAAUCGCUGCAACAAAAAAUCUACAGCCAACCACAAAAUAUGUCACGCUACGACAAAUAUACCUUUUUCAUGAUCUUAGCUAUUGCAUCAAACAAGCUUACGCAUAAGGACGCUAUACGAAAUCCUUUUACAGCUAACGAGUACUACAACACAGCCUCCAAGUACCUCGAGAAUAUUUUAGGCAACCGAUCUGAAAAUUCACUACAGGCACUACUUUUGCUGGUUGUGUGGAAGCUAGAGUCUGACGCUUUGGAAGACGAUAAUGGAGAUCUUUGGUAUUUGAGCCGUUUUUGUAUGUCGCUUGCCAUGGAACUUGGCGUACACCGAUAUAAUCCUACUUGGAAUUUUGGAGAGCAACGAAACGAACAACGAAACAGACUAUUUUGGUGCUCAUUUAUUAUUGACAGAACGGUUGCUAUGAAGUUUGGAAGGGGUCUUUCUUUGCGAAAUCAAGCAAUUGACACACCUUUGCCAAAGCUUCUUAACGACGACUAUAAUGUGAGUGCGAACACUUCUUAUCAUCAUGUGCAGUUGUUGCCAAGCAUAAUGCUCAUCCGGAUUUGUGAGAUAGCUGGAGAUAUGCUUGAAACAGUUUAUAUAUCCAGGAAAUUGGGAGCUCAGCCACUUUUGAAAGAUGACGAACUUCGAUCUAUUCGAACUAACUUACAAGAGCGACUGGAUUCGUGGAUGAGGCAAGUGAACGACGAGGUGCCUCUAAACUUGCCUUGCUAUUAUGAGUUAAAGGUGAGAUACUGUGUCGUGUCGAUCGUUUUGAAUAGACCCUCGCCGUCGUUUCCUUAUCCGGACGGCGCCACCAUUGAAUUAUGUAAAGCAAAAUGCAUUGCGGGCAUGGAAUGCUAUAAGCAUUUGAUAACCAAUGGCUGGAAAGUAACGCCCACGUGUUUGCACGAUAUGCUUGCAAUUGGUCUAACAAUGAUCUAUUGUUGUUGGAGAUUGGACUCUGAUUCAAAAGAAAUCAACGAAUUUUCAGAAGGGUUAUUGAAUCUGAUGCAGGAAGCCUGCUUAUAUUACUACAAAUUUUCGCGAUUCAAGUCACUGUAUGAAACAGUGUCAGAUGCCAUCAAAGAACACUUGAGUAUUGGCGAACAGCAUAAAAGAAGGAAAAACCAAGAAUCGUUUGUCAAUGUAGAGGUUCAAGAUCAAUUUGACUGGAACGAAUGGUUUUCACAGGAAGUCUUUCAAGACGGGUUUCGUCAAUUUUACGAUCUCAGUGGAAAUCACUUGAUCGAAGGAUUGGGAGAAUAUUUCCAAAAUAAUUCUGGACGACAAGAAAAUGAAGCUGAAAAUAUUCUCUAA